This is a messenger RNA of Bicyclus anynana (squinting bush brown), 1196 nucleotides long. RefSeq lists its product as uncharacterized. The record is from RefSeq and is a predicted model, not a curated record. The coding region runs from base 249 to 1196 and encodes 315 amino acids. Lineage: Eukaryota; Metazoa; Arthropoda; Insecta; Lepidoptera; Nymphalidae. The transcript has 4 exons.
CUUGGAGCAGAAUAUUUUUAACCCGGAAGUAUUAAGUUUGCAAGUAUAUAAUUUAUUAGUUAUUCGAAAAUUAAAUCGCGCCAGCUGUAAAAAGGAACAUAGACAAGACAGAGUAAACGAGGUCGACACACGAUGUAUCAAAAAGGUAGAAACAAACAACAAAAUUAUUAAAAUUAGAAUUGUCAUACAAAAAGGAAAAAUGGAAAGCCAUUUGACAAAGCUAGCAAACUGAAAUUCAUCGUUACAAUAUGUCACAUUCGAGGAAUGUUAACAAAUUAACCGACAAAAGUAUAUUAGACGUAGAACCAACCAACGAAUAUGUGAACAAAGUAACAGUUUCAAAGAAACCAUCUCUAUCUGAAGAAGGGACAUCGGGCCUAUGCGUAGGCCAGAAGUCAUUUAUCAGCAUCCACUCAACCGACCAGCUUUGCCAAGUGACAGAUACAGAAAACCCCGCAAAUCUAGACGAAUGUAACGUGGAAGUACUUAGCCUGAACCAAGUGUUUCCCUCCACAUCAGACGAAAGCAUUUCCAAUGACGAUGAACCUGCUGUACGAAAGAAGAAACAAGCCAAGAAAACGCAAAAAGCACAGCAGGAGACGUCUAAGUCUUCCUACGUUCCAACAAACAGUAAGUCUUCUACGAGUCCUGGAUGGCAGAAGGAUUGUACGGAAGUGCCAGGAUCUGUACACUCUGAUUUCGAUUUGCCAAAAAACACGAUGCACGUAAUAGGCAGUAAUCCAGGAGAGCCGAAGAUGUCUUACAAAGAUUCACCUAAGAAAAUGACGAAAACGAUGAAGAAAUUUCUCCGUAAUAUAGAUAAGCAGAAAAACGAUCAAAGCAAAAACGGCGAGAAGGCUAUCAGCAAGCUCACAACAAUGCGCGGUAUACUAAAAGACGGCGGAUGCGGUCCUGAAUGUACGGGAGACUCGUCCGCUCAGGACGGUGAAGAUUUUAAUACAGACGACACAUUACCGACUUACGAAUACGGAGCACAAGCGAACUAUGCAAAACAGAUACCGGACAAAAACGUUUCAUUUAACACGGAAGUUUUGAUAAUCCAUUUCACCGGCGACCUCUGCGUGGGGCAAAGCAUCGAAACCUUGAGCAAAGAGAAAGAUCAACAAGCUAGAAACUCGGAGCUAAGGAAAACUUUUCUAACCAAAUACAACGAACUCUGGCCCUCGGAAAAGUAA